This is a messenger RNA of Lampris incognitus (smalleye Pacific opah), 6842 nucleotides long. RefSeq names its product chromodomain helicase DNA binding protein 3 (gene chd3). Gene Ontology annotation, molecular function: ATP binding; DNA binding; chromatin binding. Gene Ontology annotation, cellular component: NuRD complex; chromatin; nucleus. The record is from RefSeq and is a predicted model, not a curated record. Gene Ontology annotation, biological process: chromatin remodeling; negative regulation of transcription by RNA polymerase II. Lineage: Eukaryota; Metazoa; Chordata; Actinopteri; Lampriformes; Lampridae.
UAUCAUAAUUCGGAAGAAUACGCUUUCUGAAUACAACGGACCGGAGUCCAAUGACGGGAACAUAAUGUCAUCUCCUCUCCGGUCCUGCGAGGAAGACGAGGGCACGGCGCUUAAUUCCGAGGGAGGAGAUUUUGAUGAAGAAGAGGACGACGGCGAUCCGGACGGCGAGAACGCAAGCGACAUAAACUACGGCGCGCCUCGGGAAACUGCAGCGGCGGCCGCGCCAGGCAAAGAGGGGGAGACAUCGGACAGGGAAAGCUCCGGGAGGAAGAAAGGACGGCCCAAGAAGAAGAAGGAGACGAAGAAGAAGGACAAGGAGGGGAAGCCAGUCAAAGCUAAAAAACGCAAGAAGAUAGACAGUGAUGUAGACAGAGACUCCGACAGAGACAGGGACUAUGGCGAUAACUCGGACAGCGUGGCCAGCGAUUACGGAUCUGGUGAGAAGAAGAAGAAGAAGAAACACAAGGAAAAGAAGGAGAAGAAAACCAAGAAGAAGAAAAAAGAUGACGGGGACCGAGACAGCAGCCAGGAGGAAACGACAAAGCCAAUAGAGCAGAAGACGUCAGCCCAGCUGGCAAAGGAGUGGGGUCUGGAGGAUGUUGAUCAUACCUUCACCGAGGAAGACUACAGGGAGCUCACCAACUACAAAGCCUUCAGCCAGUUCAUGAGGCCCAUGAUAGCCAAAAAGAACCCCAAGAUCCCCAUGUCCAAGAUGAUGACGAUCCUGGGUGCCAAGUGGCGGGAGUUUAGCUCAAACAACCCCUUCAAAGGCAACGCCGCUGCCAUCGCAGCAGCUGCAGCAGCUGCCGCCAUCGCUGUCGCCGAGCAGGUCUCCGCGGUGACUGCCUCCCCAGAGCCUCCACAGCAACCGGCACCACUUCGCAAGGCCAAGACUAAAGAGGGCAAAGGCCCAGGUUACAAGAAACGCAGUAAAAGCCCUCGUGUCCCAGACAAGAAAAAGACAGCAGCUGUGGCCAAGGCGAAAAAGAUGGCUCCCAUUCGUAUUAAGCUGGGCCCCAUAGGCACCAAGAGGAAGAAGAGCUGCUCAAGUGAGGAUGUGGAUGAGGACGAGUCGGAGCAGGAGGACUCCAGCGUCCACAGCUCCUCUGUUCGCUCCGACAGCUCCGGCCGAGUCAAGAAAAACAAACGGGGGCGACCGGCUAAGAAGAAAAAGAAAAUGCCGGGUGAUGAGGACGGUGAAGGGUAUGAGACAGACCAUCAAGAUUACUGUGAGGUUUGCCAACAGGGAGGCGAAAUCAUUCUGUGUGACACCUGUCCCAGAGCCUACCACCUUGUCUGUCUGGAGCCGGAGCUGGACAAGGCCCCCGAGGGCAAGUGGAGCUGCCCACACUGCGAAAAGGAGGGAAUUCAGUGGGAAGCGAAGGAUGAGGACUACGAGGACUUUGAGGAGGAGUGUGAGGAAAGAGUGAUGUUGGAGGUGGGAGCGCCAGUGGGGGUCGAGGAGGAGGACGACGACCACAUGGAGUUCUGCCGGGUGUGUAAAGAUGGAGGGGAGCUGUUGUGCUGUGACACCUGCACCUCCUCCUACCACAUCCACUGUCUCAACCCCCCGCUGCCGGAGAUCCCCAAUGGAGAAUGGCUGUGUCCGCGGUGCACGUGUCCGCCAAUCAAAGGACGUGUUCAGAAGAUCCUCCACUGGCGGUGGGGUGAGCCCCCGCCCCCCAUCCCUGUGCCCCCUGCCCCCGAUGCCUUGCCCGACGCCCCCCCGCCCCCUCCCAUGAAGGGUCGGCCGGAGAGGGAGUUCUUCGUGAAGCUGGCGGGUCAGUCCUACUGGCACUGCACCUGGAUCACUGAGCUGCAGCUGGAGAUCUUUCACUCGGUGAUGUUCCGGAACUACCAGAGGAAGACGGACAUGGACGAGCCCCCCAGUCUGGACUAUGGCUCCGGGGCGGAGGAGGAAGGCGGAGGAGGGAAGAAUGAGAAGAGGAGGGCCAAGGACCCCCAGUACGCCAUCCUGGAAGACAAAUACUACAAGUAUGGCAUCAAGCCUGAAUGGAUGAUGAUCCACCGCAUCAUCAACCACAGCGUGGAUAAGAAGGGGAUGUACCACUACCUGGUCAAGUGGAGAGACCUGACCUAUGACCAGUGUACCUGGGAGAGAGAUGACCUGGAUAUCCCUGACUUCACCAUCUACAAGACCAGCUACUGGAGACACAGGGAGGAGGUGAUGAAGGAGGACCCAGAAAAACCCAGGAAGAUGAGGGGCAUCAGGAACCAGGAAGGAGAUGAGGAGACGCCCGGCACACCCGUCAAUGAUCCCACCAUAAAGUAUGAGGAGCAGCCCGACUUUGUCACGUCGACGGGGGGAACGCUGCACCUCUACCAGCUUGAGGGUCUGAACUGGCUGCGGUUUUCCUGGGCGCAAGGCACCGACACCAUCCUGGCCGACGAGAUGGGCCUGGGCAAGACCAUCCAGACCAUUGUCUUCCUCUACUCGCUCUUCAAAGAGGGCCACACCAAGGGUCCCUUCCUGGUCAGCGCCCCGCUCUCCACCAUCAUCAACUGGGAGAGAGAGUUUGAGAUGUGGGCGCCGGACUUCUACGUGGUCACGUACACGGGGGACAAGGACAGCCGAGCCAUCAUCAGAGAGAACGAGUUCUCAUUUGACGACACCGCUGUCAAGGGAGGGAAGAAGGCCUUCAAGUUGCGGAGAGAAGCGCCUAUCAAGUUCCAUGUGUUGCUGACUUCCUAUGAGCUGGUGACCAUCGACCAGACCUCGCUCAAGUCCAUCGAAUGGGCCUGUCUAGUGGUGGAUGAGGCUCACCGCCUCAAGAACAACCAGUCCAAGUUUUUCAGGCGUCUGAAUGAUUAUAAGAUUGACCACAAGCUGCUGCUGACUGGGACGCCUCUCCAGAACAACCUGGAGGAACUCUUCCACCUGCUCAACUUCCUCACCCCAAACCGCUUCAAUAACUUGGAGGGUUUUCUGGAGGAGUUUGCUGAUAUCUCAAAGGAGGACCAGAUCAAGAAGCUCCACGACCUGCUGGGGCCUCACAUGCUGCGGAGGCUGAAGGCCGACGUCUUCAAGAACAUGCCGGCCAAAACCGAACUCAUUGUCCGUGUGGAGCUAAGCCCCAUGCAGAAGAAAUACUACAAGCUGAUUCUGACCAAGAACUUUGAGGCCCUCAACUCGAAAGGCGGAGGCAACCAGGUCUCUUUGCUCAAUAUCAUGAUGGACCUGAAGAAAUGCUGCAACCACCCCUACCUCUUCCCCGUCGCCUCCAUGGAAGCUCCAAAAACUGCCAGCGGAGCUUACGAGGGGGUGGGCCUCACUAAGGCUUCUGGGAAACUGACGCUGUUACAGAAGAUGUUGAGAAAACUGAAGGAGCAGGGACAUCGAGUUUUAGUCUUCUCUCAGAUGACGAAAAUGCUGGACUUGUUGGAGGACUUCCUGGACUAUGAAGGUUAUAAAUAUGAGAGGAUUGAUGGAGGCAUUACCGGAGCACUGAGACAAGAAGCCAUUGACCGCUUUAAUGCUCCCGGGGCUUGUCAGUUCUGUUUCUUGCUCUCUACCAGAGCUGGUGGUCUGGGGAUCAACCUGGCCACAGCAGAUACCGUCGUCAUCUUUGACUCAGACUGGAACCCACACAACGAUAUUCAGGCUUUCAGUCGGGCCCAUCGAAUUGGUCAGGCGAACAAGGUGAUGAUCUAUCGUUUCGUAACGCGGGCCAGCGUGGAGGAGCGCAUCACUCAGGUGGCGAAGAGGAAGAUGAUGCUGACCCACCUGGUGGUUCGGCCGGGCCUGGGCUCCAAGGCUGGCUCCAUGACCAAGCAGGAACUGGAUGACAUCCUCAAAUUCGGAACAGAGGAGCUCUUCAAGGACGAGAUUGAGGGUAUGAAGUGUCCAGCUGGGGACAAAGGCGAGGACGAGGGCAGCGUGAUCCACUACGACAGUGCUGCCAUCGAGAGACUGCUGGACAGGAGCCAAGAUGCCACCGACGACUCGGACGUCCAGAACAUGAACGAGUACCUCAGCUCCUUUAAAGUGGCUCAGUACAUGGUCCGAGAAGAGGACAAGAUUGAGGAAAUAGAGCGAGAGAUCAUCAAGCAGGAGGAGAACGUGGACCCGGACUACUGGGAGAAACUCUUGCGACACCACUAUGAGCAGCAGCAGGAGGACCUCGCCAGCAAACUGGGCAAAGGCAAACGCAACCGCAAGCCCGUUAACUACAACGAUGCGGCGCAGGAAGACCAAGAGUGGCAUGCUGAUAUUUCAGAUAACCAGUCCGAGUACUCGGUGGGCUCCGAGGAGGAGGAUGAGGACUUUGACGAGAGGCCGGAAGGCCGCCGGCAGUCCCGCCGCCAGCUGAGGAACGAGAAGGAUAAGCCACUGCCUCCUUUGCUGGCCCGGGUGGGAGGAAACCUGGAGGUGUUGGGCUUUAACACACGCCAGAGGAAGGCCUUCUUGAAUGCCGUGAUGCGCUGGGGUAUGCCCGCCCAAGAUGCCUUUUCCUGCCAAUGGCUGGUCCGAGACCUCCGGGGCAAGACAGAGAAAGAAUUCAAAGCCUACGUGUCGCUCUUCAUGCGACACUUGUGUGAGCCGGUCGCUGAUGGGGCGGAGACAUUCGCCGACGGCGUGCCGAGGGAGGGCCUCUGUCGCCAGCCGGUGCUAACCCGUAUCGGCGUGAUGUCUCUCGUCAAGAAGAAGAUUCAGGAGUUCGAGCACAUCAACGGGCGGUGGAGUCUUCCGGAGCUGAAGCCCGAGGUCGGCGUGGACAAGUCCUCCUCUAGAGCCUCUUCCCCGGCCAUCAAGACUGCCACACCCACUCCUGAUGCCAGCUGCAACAACACGCCCUGCCCCUCUAAGCCAGCAACCCCUGCUCCAGCAGAGAAGCUGGAAAAGAAUGGAAAAGAGGGAGAGGAGGAGAAGGAGAAGGAAGAAGGAGAGGCCACGUCGGAGAAGGAGGAGAAAGAGAGGGAUGAUGGGAAAGAGGAGGGGACCAACAAGAGUAAAGACCCUGAGGAGACAUCCGCCGUCACAAAAGAGACGUUGCAAGACGGGUCCUCGGCUCAAAAACCUGAAAACCGGCAGGAGAGCGAGCUGAAAGACGACGAGAGAAGAGAAUCACCCGACGCGCUGGCCAUCACAGCGGAGGAGAAGAAAGUACCGGAGGAGGGCCAAGAAGAAACUAAACAAACGACAAAACAAACUCCUCAGGUUAAAGACGAGAAAACAGAUGGAGAGAAGGUGGGAGAAGAGAAAGAAAAGGAAAAAAGAGAGUCAACGCCUGCCCUGACCGAAGCAACUGACGCGAAGGAGAGGACAGAGAUGACCGACGUGAAGAAGGAGGAGGUCAAAGGUGAGAAAGAUGUCGGAAAAGAGGUCAAAGUAGCCAAGGAGGAGGCAGCCAAGGGCAACGGGAGACCUCCCGGUGAGCGACCACGCUUCAUGUUCAACAUCGCUGACGGCGGCUUUACCGAGCUCCACACUCUCUGGCAAAACGAGGAGAGGGCCGCCAUCUCUUCUGGAAAGAUGAACGAGAUCUGGCACCGCCGACACGACUUCUGGCUGCUGGCGGGAAUCGUGCUGCAUGGGUACGCACGGUGGCAGGACAUCCAGAACGACCCCCAGUUUGCCAUCGUCAACGAGCCUUUUAAGUCGCAGGCGAACAAGGGCAACUUCCUGGAGAUGAAGAAUAAAUUCCUGGCCCGGCGUUUUAAGCUGUUGGAGCAGGCAUUGGUGAUUGAGGAGCAGUUAAGGCGAGCGGCCUACCUGAACAUGACCCAGGACCCCAGCCACCCGGCCAUGGCGCUCAACGCCCAUUUCGCCGAGGUGGAGUGCCUGGCCGAGUCGCACCAGCACCUCAGCAAAGAGUCGCUGGCCGGCAACAAGCCAGCCAAUGCCGUCCUGCACAAGGUGUUGAACCAGCUGGAGGAGCUGCUGAGUGACAUGAAGGCGGACGUGACCAGGCUACCGGCCACUCUGUCCAGAGUCCCGCCCAUCGCCGCCCGCCUCCAGAUGUCUGAGAGGAGCAUCCUCAGCCGGCUAGCCAGCAAGGGCACUGAGACGCACACCCCCCUGCCCAUUCCUCCAGGACCCUAUGCCACCCCUCAGAACUACGGCGCCCCUUUUACCCCGGCCCCGCCCAGUGCCCUCCACAUGGGAGGGGCCAACUACAGUCAGAUGCCCCCCGGAUCUUUCAUAUCAGAGGCUGCUGCUGCUGCUGGGGCUGCUGGGGGAGCCGCCGGAGGGUACGCCGCCGCCGCCGCCACCGGUGCUUUCCAGAAGACCAAGGAGCACGAUGUGAUGCAGAGGCAGCGAGUGGUGGACCUGUGGAAGGACGGCAAGUCGGAGGGGUCUAUCGGGCAGGAGCUGAGGAUGCCUAAAUCCACCGUGCACAGCAUCAUUGUCAAGUACCGCCUCAGCAACACGGUGGAGAACCUGCCGCGCAAUGGCCGGCCAAAGAAACACUGAGGAGAGAGAUGGAUGAAUGGAUGGCUGGAUGGAGGCAGUGACCAAUAACCUACAGAGGUGGAGAGAAGAGAGUACAAUGUCCUCAUAUUAAAAAUAACAAAACAAAAUGGAGACUGAAGAUGGAAGAGAGGUGACGACAUUUGUAGGAAAACGUGAAUGUAUGAGGAGGAGGUGGAAGGCGAAAGUGGGACCAAAGGACACGGUGCUUUAAGAGGGGGGAAAAAAAAGCACAGACACUGCUGGAGAGAGGGAGAGAGAGAGUGGGAGACGGAGAAAACGUGAUCUGAGCUGAGCAGAGAGAAGCGAGGGAACAUUAGAAGUGAAGCGUGUGUUGGAGUAGUGGAGGGAGGAGGGGAGAAGGGGAGCCGAAAAAGUGGAAGGAGGUGGCGGUGCUUUGAUCCAUCAA